ACCACCACAGCACAUCAUGGUGGAUCGAACGUUGGAAGUGCGCGCGGUGGCCGCGGUGUUUUUCUCGUUGGCGGCCGUGACGAUCAUUCUACGAUGUUAUGUCCGGCUGACGAUUGUCAAGGCGUUUGGGUGGGAUGAUGGGAUUAUGUUGUUGGCUAUGGUCUUCUAUACCAUGUUAUCCGGAUGUAUGAUUGGCGGCAGUCUCUACGGUACAGGGAAACACUUGACCGAGUUAUCCAAUGACCAGCGAACGACCGCCAUGCACUACUGGUACUACUGCGACAUCGGCUACGCGCUCGGCUCCAUCCUGUGUAAAGUCUCCGUCAGCAUCUUCCUCCUGCGCAUCACCAUCGAUCGAGUCCACCGCUUCGUCAUCUGCCUGGUCGGAGGCAUCGUCGUCAUCGCCGGACUCAUCUUCUUUAUCAUGGUGCUGGUGCAAUGUCGCCCGAUGUCAUAUUUCUGGAUGCAGCUGUCAACCGAGUACGCCGGUACCGGACAUUGCAUGGACAUGAGCAUUAUCAUUGGGGGAUUAUAUGCUUUUAGUGCCUCGUCGGCGCUGUUUGAUUUCACCAUUGCCGUGUUGCCGAUUAUGCUGGUUCGGAAAUUGAAGAUGCGUCGGGAUGUUAAGAUUGCGGUGGCCGGGUUGUUAGGGAUGGCUUGCGUUGCAUCCAUCGCCGUGAUCAUCCGCAUCCCAUACAUCAACACUCUCUACAACAUCGACUACCUCUGGGCAACAACCCCCAUUGCCGUCUGGUCGAACAUCGAAACCGGCCUCGGAAUCUUCGCCGGCAGCCUCGCCACCCUCCGCCCGCUCCUCCGCACAUUCAACCCCUCGACCUCCGACUCCUCCGGCUGGCCCAGCUCCCGAAACAACAAACGCAGUCGCUCCGUGCCCCUACAUUCACUAGAAACCCCGCACGACGGCGCGCGAAUACAUAACCCGGAUGAUCGGCUAUACGGGACGACGAUGUAUAGUAUUGAGACGGGCGAACAGCGCGAGUCGCAGAUGGUGUUGGAUCAUUUGCCGAUCCUACCGAAGGGCGUGGAUGGGGAUGUCGAGGGGGGGGGAGGGAGAGCGUUUGCGGGGAUUAGUGUGAAGAGGGAGGUACGGGUUGUUACGGUUUGA
Messenger RNA from Aspergillus ibericus CBS 121593, 1126 nucleotides. RefSeq names its product polytopic membrane protein. The record is from RefSeq and is a predicted model, not a curated record. The coding region runs from base 17 to 1126 and encodes 369 amino acids. The transcript has 5 exons. Lineage: Eukaryota; Fungi; Ascomycota; Eurotiomycetes; Eurotiales; Aspergillaceae.